Molecule: messenger RNA, 3021 nt
Organism: Chelonus insularis
Lineage: Eukaryota; Metazoa; Arthropoda; Insecta; Hymenoptera; Braconidae
Product: protein PFC0760c-like
Exons: 2
Coding region: 126-3014 (962 amino acids)
Source: RefSeq, a predicted model, not a curated record
UUGCUUUUCAAUGCUUCAGCUACACGACCAAAAUUUGUCAAAAGCGUAUUUUUAUCAAGAGCAAUGAAUUCAUUAUAAAAAAAUUUUAAAUUACCUGCAUAUCCAUUUUGGAUAAGAUAAAAAGUAUGCAUAAAAAACCCAUCUUGGCUGAAACAAAUCGUAAGCAGAAAGUUCCCAAUAAAAUCCCUGGUGUUUUCAAUUCACGUCCCAAGUCAAGCCAUGCUAUUCAAUAUGCAGAAAAAGCAAUCCAACAUGACAACUCUCCAAUUAAAUCACAGUCGAAAGAAAAAAAGUUGGCUACUCCCAAAACCAAGUUUACUACAAGAGAUCGAUCAGCGGAAUUUUGUUCGUCUACAUCAUCAAGAUUAAAAAGCUUUCCUGCUGAAGAAAUAAAACGAAUACAAUGUUCUCCAAGAGCUGAAAUAUUUCCAUCUAGUUUCCAAAGACCAGAACAUCCAAAACAACAAUUACUGAGCCAUGAAAUUAUUCAUGGUACAGGUGAUGGCUUACUUAACCAUUUUCCUCCCUCAAAUGCAAUCUUUUUGAAUAAUCAACAUCAUUUAUCACAUCCUGAAUGCCGUCAAACACGUCCUGAAGUCAUAAUUCCAUCUUCAUACCUACGCUCUGCUGAGACACAACCUCAUAGACCUUUUGUUCCCAUUCCGCGAGCUUCUCAUGUAAAAGGACCUCAAGUCACUACUUCUCUUAUAAUAAAUCCAGGUCCAUCAAAUGCUGAUGAUGAUUUUAAAGUUGAAAAAAAACAAACAGUUUCAGAAUUUCCACAAGUUCAAGAGACUGACAAAAAAAUUGAUAAAAUUAUAAAAGAAGUUGAAUGUGAGAAGCAACCAGUUGGAGGCCGUAAUGCUCUUCUUCAUAGAUUAAAACACAUGACAGAAAAGAAAAAAACUGAAUCUUCACAAGUAAGAAAAAUUUCUUCAUUUCCACAGGAUCAAAUAACUCCACAAAUUAAAAGUCCUGAAGAAAAUAUUUCGACAAGAUGUAAUUUUCCUCAGCAAAAUUAUAUCAAUGAUGCCUAUUCAAGUAUUUAUAAUGUUCAAAGACCAGUUGAUCAAAAUCUAAAUGAAUCGAUGGCUUAUUUUCAAAAUCAGAUGAUGAAUCCAAUGUUGAAUCAAAGUAAUAUAAUCAGUCCGCAUCCAGAAAAUUUGCAUUUUUAUAAUAAACCAAACUAUUCUACAAAUUUACAGAAUAAUGUAUAUGAUAAUCAUAUCAAAAAUAAUCAAAUAAUCCAUCAAAAAUCUCAACAAAUUCAGAAUGAUGGGUAUCCGCCAAGAAGAUUAGCGACUCAAAUAAAAAAACCUAAGGAAAAAAUUUAUCAGUUUACGCCAGCUAUGAUUCAUGAUCAAGAAUUAUUAAUUGCAAAAAUGAGACAGCAAGGAGUUAAAGAAGAUAUAAUGAAACGUCAAUUUGAUGCACUUUUGAAUGAACAGAAAAGACAAUUGAUGUACUUACAACAAUUAGAAGAACCAGAAGAAGAAAUAGAAGAAGAGAUACUGCCAGUAAGGAGAAGAAUCACUAAAAAUGAAGAAGAUGAAAAGCCUGAAUGGAUGGCUCAUAUAACUCCUCCUCGAAUUUCUUAUGCCACUUUCGAGAAAAUGAAUCAAUCAACUAUGAAAAAUCCAAAACAGAAAAAUAAUAAAAAUGUGAGAUUCAAUGACGAACAAAAACACGUGGAGUUGAGAAAUGAAGAAUUACAUCCCUUCAGCAGUAAAAAUGGUCUACAAAAUAUUAAUCAUCAUUUUUAUCCAAAUGCUCAACAACUUAUGGGGCAAAAUAUGAUGACCAGAACAACUGAUGGUCAACAAUAUUGUAAUUGUCAUCACUGUGUUGCUAAUUAUCAAAAUUAUUCGAUCCGACAACAUCAGGAGGUACCUUAUGAUAAUAAUAUGUAUAAUUCAAUGCAACAUUUUGCCCAACCACAACAAAAUUUUCCAGUCUGGCCUAAUAAUUACAUUAUAAAUAAUGAUUCAAAACAAUGUUAUGAUAUGAAUAAUUUUAUUAAUGUUAAUACUAAUAUUCCUCAUGAUCAUUUUCCUCAAAAUUAUAGUGAUGAAGGUCCUGAGAAAAAUAAUAAGACAGAUUUUAAACGAAACAAUGGACUUCAAGAUGACGAGUCAAUAAAGAAAGCUAUGGAGGAGUUAAAAAAUCGAAGAAAUCAUGAAGGAUAUGAAUAUUUAGCGAAUUUAAACAAAACUGACAAAAGGUUGGUAUUGAAUGGUAUUCAAGAUCCUGAGGAUGAGCUGAUGAAAAAUUUCCGCUUUCACCAACAACCAACAGAAAAUGAUGAAGAGGUGAAGAAAGAACCACGAGCGAACGGGUUGGAAAAUAGAAGGAAUUCAAAUAAUCCUCCACCGCCACCAAAUUUGCAUAUGAAAAAUUUCAAUGAGCCUUUCAGAGAAUAUCCCAGAAGAAAGGAUGAAUUAUCUACUGAAAAUUAUCAUUAUGUUCCUCCAAAGAAUAUGAUGGAUGGGAAUUUAUUAUCAAUUGAUGGGAAGGAGUAUCAACUAAUUUUGCCCGCUCAAAAAAAUAUUUAUGACGAUUCAAGAAGGAAUUCUUUCAUGGCUCAAGUUUAUCAAGUACAAGGGCAAACUGCUGGUCCCUAUGACUAUCAAAGUGGCUAUCAAUUGAUAAGAUCUAAUUCUAUGCCAUGUGAUAUAAAUUCUCAUCGUCAUCAGUGUCAAGGGAAUCCACCAAAUACGCAGGAGAUAAAAAUAUCAGGAAAUCAUUGUAACGAUGGUCAAAGAAAUUUAAAUUCUGAUUUAAAUGAUAAUAAGCAUCCAAAUUCCUAUAAUCUUAAUAAUGAACUAAUUAAUCCAAACAACUUAUCCAACUUUCAAGGAGUUUAUCAGAUGAUAAAACCUAGAAUUAUUGGUGGGAUUAAAUAUUUUGCAAGAAAAUUUAAUUAUGCGCCUAACUUAAAUAAUUGUUUUUAUUCAAUGGAUAAUAGAAUAUUGGAUAAUCCGGUUGUUUGUAAUGAUAAAAAUUGUAAUGAAUAAAAAAAAU